AUGGACCGCAAUUCAAAACAACCAGAACCUGAUGUAGAAGGGUGUGAGGCUGAUGAGCUGGCUUGUCAGUUUGCAGAUUCAUUUUAUUCAGCACUGAACCACCAUGACGUGUACCAUCAGGGCACACAGCUAUAUGAGCAUUUCUGGCAGGACUGUAAAAUGCAGUUACUUUUAAAUUCUGAAGUGGGUUAUAUAGCUGAAGCAAGAACCGGGGCACUUGAUGUUGUGCAACUCAUCUGUAAUACCAAAAUUGAGCACAACAUAUUUUUCAGUCCAAAUGUGGAAAAUAAAGGUGUUAGUGGAAAGAUAGAUAAAUUUGGUGUGUUCAGGGUUAGCGCAUAUGGCAUACUGCAUCAGCAAAAUAAAUGUUUUGGAGAAUUUGAACAGUGGUUUCAGCUCAUAAGGGAUCCCUCUGCUG
Molecule: messenger RNA, 418 nt
Organism: Cryptotermes secundus
Lineage: Eukaryota; Metazoa; Arthropoda; Insecta; Blattodea; Kalotermitidae
Exons: 1
Source: RefSeq, a predicted model, not a curated record